CCCGUAUCCCGUCUCUCCCCACCCACAGACCAUCUUCGUUCUCCACCCUCAACUCCCUUGUUCAUUCAAGCUUCGCAAUUGCCUGAAAACUCAGCGCAACAUGGCGCGUCGCUCUGCUCGUCUCCUGAAGCGCGAGGCCACGCCUGAUGGAUCAACAAAGCCCAACGACAGCCGGCACAACGCGUCCCCUGCAGACCUAGGACUUCCAGAUCUCCCUGAGCUCCCAGAACCAGGCACGAAGACCCCGUCGCAGUCAAAGCCCUCUGAGGACGUUCAGCCUACGUCCCAGCCGGCGCAAGUACCAGCUAUGGCUACCCCUACGCCCCAUAAGAAUAGCUCAGCCAAGCUGUCCGUUGCAGCUACGGAGAUUCGCACGCCCAAGGACCGUACCACUAUCAAGCCUGCAGGUCAGGAAAUGCACCCGGCGCAUCAUCAUGCAAGCACGGCCAAGGUUUUGGAUGAGGCGCGUUGGCUAGGGUUCCAGUCGCUGGGCGCGCACACUGCACCACCAAGAGCAGCUGGUCUGGCGACAGGUCAGGCUACUCCUUCUAAAACUCCUGUACCCACUACUACAGGCUUGAUCUCAAACAUCGAGUCUUCGCCGGAUUUCCGCUUUCGGUUCAAGUCUCCUGUGCUCGAGGGCCCCAAACCAGACGAAGCCGGAUUGAGUCCAAGCUCGCGCAACAUCUUGAAGGGUGCUGGUAUCACAGGUACCCCUGGUGCCGGUAGCCGUGCCUUGUUUGGUACUAGCGAGUGGUCUUCCAAAGCCGAUGUGUCACCCCAACGCAAAAAGGCAGAAGCCAAGGGCAAAUUGGCCCGCUUCAGCGAUGUGCAUAUGAAGCAGUUCAAGAAUAUGGACUCGAUCGCCAACCACCCUUCUGCAUUCCGUGCCGACCCAUCUCGCUUCAAGCCUGUUAUUGGCCAGCCGCUUAAGAAAUCGCCUUCAAAGCCGGACGUUGCGAAGCCUGAGACAAACAGACUCAAGCGCACACAGUCCAAGAUCGAUAUUGCAGAGUCGAGCGCGAACCCCAACAGUAGCCUGAAGCGCACGCAGUCCAAGUCGACCACGACAGCUUCCGGAAGCAAUGUUCCACCAACACCGUUGAAGCGCACGCUGUCUAAGAUGGAUCUUGCCGGCCCCAGCGUGCCACAUUCUGAGCCUGCGCGCCGCAUGGCGCCCCCGAAUCGCGACGGCCGUCCUACCUCACGAGAUGGCGAAAGCAGUCGUAACCCAACAUCAAAGCGGGUCAAACGCACCGAGUCUGACGAUGCUGCGACUACCCGUCCUGAGUCUCAUGAGAAGAAUUCUGACGAUUCUACGCCUGCGAUUGCAACUCCAGCGCGCAAAAUCAUGUCUCAGACAGCGCUUCCCCGUCUGGCCGCUCGUCUGAUGACGCCCACAAGGUCGUCGGCCGCCCGUUCACAAAGCGUCAAGACCCUGAAGACCACCUCGAUGAUUUCGACCUUUGGCAAAUCAUCUUCUACGGUCAAAAUGGCAAAGUCAGCAUCUACAGAUCAAGCAUCGUCUCCAUCCAGUAAUCUUAGCCAAAUACGGGCUAUGAGGGAUGGUGCAAGAGAAGGUCUGCGCAAGCCACGGCUCCUGUGAAGAAGCACGUCAAUUUCUCUAGUAGUACUCUAGAGCGAGCUUCGCACGAAGAAUUGGGCAAGUCGCCAUCGCCAAUGAAGUUUGGUGCAGGCAGUGAGGUUCCCACCGGCGCCGUGAUAUAUCCCAACUUGAGCUCUGUCGUCAAUAAUCUGGAGCUGUCUCAAGAAGCCGAAACCUUGAAAGGUUCACCAUCACGACGUCUCGUAUUCGGCGGCGAGGCCCCCAACCACCCACGCUCUUUUUCAUUUGAGUCUGGC
Bipolaris sorokiniana ND90Pr is the source of this 1863-nucleotide messenger RNA. RefSeq lists its product as uncharacterized. The record is from RefSeq and is a predicted model, not a curated record. The coding region runs from base 101 to 1606 and encodes 501 amino acids. The transcript is spliced from 4 exons. Lineage: Eukaryota; Fungi; Ascomycota; Dothideomycetes; Pleosporales; Pleosporaceae.